AUGACUGGUGAUGUGCGCAACACCUCAGAGUUAAGGAUUUUACUGCUAGGCAAUAAAGCAGCCGGCAAGAGCUCAUCUGGAAACACCAUCCUGGGCAAACAAGAGUUCACUGUUAAAACCGCUCAGUGUGUUAAAAGAUGUGGAGAAGUUGAAGGAAGGAGGGUUACUGUGGUUGAAGCUCCAGGCUGGUGGAGAAAUUACCUCAUUAAGGACACACCAGCUUUACAUGCAGAAGAAAUUGUCCUCAGUAUGUCUCUGUGUCCGCCAGGACCUCAUGCAGUGCUGAUAGUUGUGCGUCUGGACUCAGAAAUUAACCAAAAAGCAAUUGAGGAGCGUGCUGUUCAGCUUAUGGGUGUGCAUAUUUGGAAUCACUGUAUAUUGCUGUUUACCCAUGGGGACAGUCUGCAGGACACAAGUUUUGAGGAGUAUAUUAAAAACAAAGGACGGGCUCUUGAAUGGGUCAUUGCCAACUGUAUGAAAAGAUGGCAUGUUUUCGACAACGAUACUAAAAAAGACAACAAACAGGUAAUAGAGCUGCUACAGAAAAUUGAUAAUAUGGUGGCAGAAAACAAUGGGCAACAUUUUGCGAUGGAUCGUGCAGUUUUACUCGAAAUAAAGUCGAAGAGAAAAGCAGAAGAGGAAAGGGUUAAAGAACGACUUGUGGCAGUAGAAAAACAGGAGCAGGACUUAUUACCUCAUGCAGGUCAAAUACAUUCACAGUUGAGAAUCAUUCUUGUAGGCCACAGAUAUUCAGGAUAGAGCUCAGCAGGAAAUACAAUCCUGGGCAGACAGGCGUUUGAUCCACGCAGAAGU
Messenger RNA from Triplophysa dalaica, 813 nucleotides. Its product is annotated as GTPase IMAP family member 2-like. The record is from RefSeq and is a predicted model, not a curated record. Lineage: Eukaryota; Metazoa; Chordata; Actinopteri; Cypriniformes; Nemacheilidae. The transcript has 3 exons. Gene Ontology annotation, molecular function: GTP binding. Bases 1 to 759 code for a protein of 252 amino acids.